Molecule: messenger RNA, 1083 nt
Organism: Bombus huntii
Lineage: Eukaryota; Metazoa; Arthropoda; Insecta; Hymenoptera; Apidae
Product: H/ACA ribonucleoprotein complex subunit 2-like protein
Exons: 3
Coding region: 546-1019 (157 amino acids)
Biological process (GO): snRNA pseudouridine synthesis; rRNA pseudouridine synthesis
Cellular component (GO): box H/ACA snoRNP complex
Molecular function (GO): box H/ACA snoRNA binding
Source: RefSeq, a predicted model, not a curated record
UGUUGGUGCAGGAAUUGUUCAUAUUUACUUGGACAAAACAAUAAUCCAGCGUGCGUGGUGUCUAAAAAUUCAGUACCUACAUAUGUUAUAAAUACAUAUGUUACAUAUAAAAGUAACGUCGAUAUUUAUAGGAGGCUUGAUACAAGCAUAUGCUAAAAAUCCUUUAUCAGUACCAGUUAUUAAAUUGGUGACUUCAUAUCCUUCUGUGCUAACAGUACUGCAUUGAAUUUCUGGUCUUAAACGAGGAUCACAGAAGUUGAAAAGCAUUUUUAUACUUUAAAAAUACAUAUAACAACAUGCUUUAAAGAUUUUCUAUUAACACAAGGCAAAUUCCAUUUUUGUUUUGAAAAUAGCGUGACCUCUACUGUUGUCACAAUGUACUUUAUGGUUAGUUUAGUCUGUAAGUACCGAAGGUUAGUCUGUAUGUAUCGAAGCUUAGUCUGUUAGUACCGAAGGUUAGUCUCUAACCUCUAAGUGAGUGUAAGGGCACGUGGGUAAGGUAUAGUAAACUUUCGAACGGGAAAUCGUUAUUAUUAUUGCAAAAUAUGGAGCAAAUAACAAUAAAAGAGGAAAUUGACGAUAGUGUGAGAGAAACAGAGACUGGUGAUAAUACAGAACUUAAAUACGAAGAAAAAUUAAAAUACACAAGCCUUAUAGCUAAACCCAUGGCCCCAAAAAAAUUAACCAAAAAAAUUUAUAAGUGUAUUAAAAAAGCUGCAAAGCAUAAAUCUUAUCUUCGAAAUGGUUUGAAGGAUGUUCAGAAGCAUCUUCGCAAAGGAGAACAAGGAUUGGUAGUCUUUGCUGGAGACGUAUUUCCAAUAGAAAUCAUGUGUCACUUACCAAUUGUAUGCGAAGACAAAAAUAUCCCAUACUGCUACACACCUUCGAGACAAGACAUUGGUGCUGCUAUGGGUGUGAAAAGAGGCAGUCUUAUGGUACUUAUUAAGGAACAUGAAGAAUAUAAAGAACUUUAUGAUGAAAUAAAAACUGCGAUGGUAACAUUAUCAACGCCACUAUAGAUAUAUAUUUAACCAUUUGUAUUUUUAAUCACUUUGUAAAUAGAAGAGAUUCAUAUAUCCUUAA